AUGUCGUGGAGAAAUCAAGGCAUUACAGGAUCGAACAACAUCCCCCUCGGUAGCCGCCGGCGUUUCGGCGAUGGCGACGGCGACGCGACACCCGACCGCGACCUGAAGCGUGGCCGCGACCCUGAACCUCGGGGUGCAGAACCGAGCGGCCCUCGCCAACGUAAAAAGCGCAACCGUUGGGGAGAUGCGUCGGAGAAUAAGGCCGCUGGUCUGAUCAACCUCCCUACUGCGAUCACGUCUGCCAUGACUAGUGAACAGCUCGAAGCUUAUACUCUUCAUCUGCGUAUCGAGGAAAUCAGCCAGAAGCUACGAAUCGACGAUGUUGUCCCUGCCGACGGCGAUAGAUCACCUUCGCCUCCGCCGCAGUACGAUAACCAAGGUCGCCGUGUCAACACUCGCGAAUACCGAUACCGAAAGCGCCUCGAAGACGAACGCCACAAGCUCAUCGAGAAGGCCAUGAAGACAAUCCCUAACUACCAUCCACCACAGGACUAUCGUAGACCUACCAAGACGCAGGAGAAGGUCUACGUGCCUGUUAACGACUAUCCAGAGAUUAACUUCAUUGGCUUGCUUAUUGGCCCUCGUGGCAACACUUUGAAGAAGAUGGAGACUGAGUCUGGCGCCAAGAUUGCCAUUCGUGGCAAGGGUUCCGUCAAGGAAGGCAAGGGCCGCUCUGAUGCUGCUCACUCUAGCAAUCAGGAAGAGGAUCUCCACUGCCUGGUCAUGGCUGAUAACGAGGAGAAGAUCAACAAGGCCAAGCAGCUGAUUCACAAUGUCAUCGAGACGGCUGCCUCUACUCCAGAAAACCAGAAUGAGCUCAAGCGCAACCAGCUUCGAGAGCUCGCUGCGCUGAACGGUACUCUGCGAGAUGACGAAAACCAAGCCUGUCAGAACUGUGGUAAGAUUGGCCAUCGUAAAUAUGACUGCCCGGAGAAGCAAAACUACACGGCCAGCAUCAUUUGCAGAGUCUGUGGUAAUGCAGGCCACAUGGCCCGCGACUGCCCUGAUAGACAGAGAGGUGCAAGUUGGCGCAACGACGGCGGCCGUCCUGCCGGUAGAGUCGGCGAUGGUAUGGACCGCGAGUAUGAACAACUUAUGCAAGAACUCGGCGGUGGUUCUGGCCUCCCUGCUCGUAUCGAAGCUGGCCCUGGUGGCGGUGAGGACGGUGAUGUCAAACCAUGGCAGAGAGGAUCGGGUGGCGGUGGAGGUGCUGCACCAUGGCGAACCCGCCGCGACGAUAGAGAUGGCAGUAAUGGCGCCUCGGGUGGCCCCGCGCCUUGGGCCCGUGAUCGCAACCGUGGAAAUGACAACCAUGGCGACAGCUGGCACGACGGAGGUCGUGCCGGUCCAGCUGCGGCUGCUCCUUGGCAACAGCAGCAGCCCGCUGGUGGAUACGGGCAGCCGGAUGGCGGAUACGGAGGCUACGGCGGAUAUGGCGGAUAUGGCGGCGGUGGCUACGGAGCUGCUCCCGGUAUGGCUGCGCCUCCUGGGAUACCGAACGGCGAGCAUGGUCUCGACGCGCCGCCCGGCUUGGCCGGUCUUACCUCGUUGAUUCAACAAUACUCGGGCGGUGCUCCUCCCCCUCCGCCCCCUGGCGAAGGCCCGCCUCCGCCCCCCGGGCCACCGACUGAUCAGCCGCCCCCUCCGCCUCCUCCUCCCGCGUGA
Cordyceps fumosorosea ARSEF 2679 is the source of this 1665-nucleotide messenger RNA. RefSeq names its product peptidase family M28 family. Gene Ontology annotation, biological process: regulation of mRNA splicing, via spliceosome. Gene Ontology annotation, cellular component: nucleus. The transcript is spliced from 5 exons. The record is from RefSeq and is a predicted model, not a curated record. NCBI's taxonomy places the organism in Eukaryota, Fungi, Ascomycota, Sordariomycetes, Hypocreales, Cordycipitaceae. Gene Ontology annotation, molecular function: zinc ion binding; mRNA binding. Bases 1 to 1665 code for a protein of 554 amino acids.